UGCCGCCGCGCAGACAUGGAGGAUGAGCCGCUUGAGAGCAAGGUGAAUAAGGCGCGAGUGGCGAGGGCUCGUGAAGUAGAUUUUACACAGUUGUGGAAUCGAGGCUCCAAGGUUUUUCUUCCGUUCCCGGGCUUGGAGGGUUCGUGCCAGAUCAAGAGGCCUCGUUCGAAUUUUGCAGCACGGGGGAGUACAUCGGUUUUAGGAAGGCUGUGGAACCUCUAUUCAAGAAUAGCAGGGGGGGCGUUUUCAUAUUGACAGGUACCAAGGGAGGGGAGAAAAGCAGCAUAUUGAGGGCCUUCGCUUGGGAGCUUAUUAAACUGUACGAUAUGUCGAACAAGCGGCCACGACCUGGAUGUCCUAUCACCAGAGUAGUGUGUAUUUGGUACUUGAAUGUGGAUCAUCCCGUUGCUGAACAGAUCCGUGACGUGCUGCUAUUCACGUUCUGCAACGAGAAAGGGGCGGAGGAGGCCAUAGCCUCCAUAGAAACACCGGAAGAUGCUAAGGCAUUUCUGGAAAGUCGGAGGCGGCUCGGCGAAAGGAUCGUCCUGUUGACUGAUGGGGAAGAGCGUCAUGAUCCGACGACCGGAAGUGAUGCAGAGAAGCGCAAGGCAGCCGAGAAAUGGACAGACGAACUUUGGGGGCAAGCACGCGUUGUGGUGAAGGCCCUUUCACCCAACAGUGAAGUAUUGAAACAAUCUCGGUUUCAAGGUAGUCCCACAGUAUAUAAUAUCAGCAAGAUGUUCACGAAGGCAAAGCGUGAUGCGUACCUGUCGGGAACUGUUCUUGGCAAGUUUCUUGAGAACUAUCCUGAGCACUGGGGUGAUGUCGAGGACCUUGGUGCAUGCCACCCGUUGUCACUCUCCAUUCUUGUUAACCACUGCAACAGCCUGACAGGUUACGCCGCAGGUGCUGACGAAGAGUACGAUGGAUUUCGCGAGAUAUAUGAUCUCUGCGUGGAACCACAACAGCAUCCCGAGCUUGCCGCUGAUCCUUCUGCCACCACUGAUCCUUCUGCCGCUGAUUCUUCUGCCGCUGUUCCUCCUGAUCCCAUUGAGGAGUACUGCCAUAAGUUAGACUGGAAGAUGCUUGUGCGGCGCUACAAACAGGAUCCGGAAUUUCAAGAUUUAAAGAAUUCGAUACGCAUGAACAUGGCGAAUUUGGACCCGCUGUUACCAUAUACGGAACUGGCUGUUCUUUUCCCGGCGUUUACGGUGGCGACGGAGUUCUGCACCCCUUUUAUCGCAAGGAUCCAUACAGAGGAGGUUAACAGGCACUUGAUGUCUACAGAUCCUAUCGGAACAAAGCCUUGACGGCUUACGCACGUCAAAGGCUGGCAGAUGUUGAGGCGUAUGUACUGGGCUGGGCUGGGCUGGCUGAUUGAAAAUUUUAUCGGUGAAGUGAUUUGUAAGAAAGGCAUGAAGCUAGGGGACUUCGAGGUUCCGAGAGAAUUCACCAGGGAACCUUUUGAGGGAGCAGAGCCGAAGCAGGUGCAGACUAAGGGCUUUCGGGACGGUCAACUUCCGGAUAGUUAUUUCUUCAAGUACACCGAUUUCGUGGUGGUGUUCAAGUCUGAAGGCGUCGUCCAUAUAAUUGCUGGGCAGAUAACCAUGAACCCUGAGGACCAUCGAAAGACAGAACAGAAGUUUGUGAAGAAGUCAUACGUUUGAAUGUGGCUACCGGACGUGAGCGAGGACGAAGUUCGGGUGCAUUAUUCCUUCUUCAGCCCGAUGAAGGUUGAUUUGAACCCCCUGGACAAAGAGGCAGAGGCUAUGGAGCACUGGCUGCAUGUUUCGACUUUCUUGGAGUCCUUCGCCGAUGGUAUCACGGAAGAAGAUUGCAAGUUGCUAGAGGAGCUGGAAGAGAAGAGAAAGCAGUCCAAGAAGGAGAGGCGGUCUAAAAUGGACCCUGCCGUGCUGAAGUGGGUCAAUGAAUGCAAGAAGGCAUUCCUGCAGGCGAAGGCGCAGAAGCAUCAGAUAUGGAUAACUGGAACUAAAGAGAGAAUCGUGAAGUCAAUAUUGGACGCAGGGGUUAUGGAGGACUGGCGGUCCUGGGAGGCAGUUGUGCCAUACUUGAGGGGCCGUUCUCACAGCUACGCUCACGGCGCAAGCCAGGACCAAAAUGUGAUAGCGAAGAGAAGCCGAAGAGAAAGAAGCUGAUGCGGAAAGCAUCUUCAAGUAGCGAUGAACAGAAGCAGAAGUGGAAGAAGGUAAGUAGUGACGAAGAGGUAGAGUUGCGAUGAACAUGGAUGCAGUUUAAGCCUUGGUCUCGUCUGUAGUUCAGCAAGUAGAUAGAUGAUGUCACUACAAAAAUAGUAUUGAAACUGGCAGAGUAGAAUAAAUAGAGAAGUAGCAAGCAAUCCAGCUCUGCUGGAAUAGAUACGAAAAUUGUUGGUUGGUGAUAUAAUUCUAUUUGUAGCCAAUGGUUUUUGGGUUAA
Molecule: messenger RNA, 2434 nt
Organism: Selaginella moellendorffii
Lineage: Eukaryota; Viridiplantae; Streptophyta; Lycopodiopsida; Selaginellales; Selaginellaceae
Exons: 3
Coding region: 327-1310 (327 amino acids)
Source: RefSeq, a predicted model, not a curated record